UCUCAUCAGAUAAUUCUUCACGAUGCUGGUAGCCAAGCUUUGUUAUUGUGUGCUCCACAGCCUUGGAGCUGCACGGUACUUCAUGCAGCUGCGGACGACACGCACGCCAUCUCGACCAAGUUUGCCAUUACAGUAAAAAAAGAAAAGAAGAGAGACGGACAUAAAACGAUACAUUCUUAUUUGUUUAAGGAGAAGCAGGAAGUGAAAUAGAAGAUAACAGUUGUGAGUCUCCCUCGGAGUGACGAUGGCAGAGAGCUCGAACUGUUUCUACUGUCGGGAGGACCUCGGGGGGAAGAGGUUCGUCCGCAACGAGGGCCGGCCGGUGUGCGUCCGCUGCCACACCAAGUUCUGCGCCAACUCCUGCGCCGAGUGCCAUCGACCCAUCCCUGUGGAGUCAAAGGAACUCAGCCAUAAGGGCCGGUACUGGCAUGAGGAGUGUUUCCGUUGCACAAAGUGUUACAAGCCUCUGGCCAAGGAGCCCUUCAGCACUAAAGAUGACCGCAUCAUGUGCGGGAAGUGCUGCUCCAGAGAGGAUGCUCCACGCUGCCAUGGCUGCUACAAAGCCAUACUGGCUGGUACGGAGAGUGUGGAGUACAAAGGGAACUCGUGGCACGAUGAAUGUUUCACCUGUUUCAACUGUAAACGACCAAUAGGAUCGCUGAGUUUCCUCUCCAAAGGAAGUGACGUUUACUGCAGCCCCUGCCAUGACAAGAAGUUCGCCAAACACUGCGUCUGCUGCAAAAAGGCCAUCACCUCUGGAGGAGUGAACUACCAGGACCAGCCGUGGCACAGCCACUGUUUUGUGUGCAGCUCCUGCUCAAAGCCCCUGGCAGGGACGAGCUUCACCAACCACCAGGACCAGGUCUUCUGUGUGGACUGCUACAAGAGCUCCGUGGCAAAGAAAUGCAGUGGCUGCCAAAACCCCAUCACAGGUUUUGGUAAAGGAGUGAACGUGGUGAACUAUGAGGGCAGCUCCUGGCACGAAUACUGCUUCAACUGUAAGAGAUGCUCCCUCAGUCUGUCCAACAAGCGUUUCGUAGCCAACGGGAAAGACAUCCUCUGCGCCGACUGUAGCAACAAGUAGAGAUGGAGAUGCUUGGUCUUUGUCUUAACAGUUAUAUAUAUUCAUCAUGGGGUUUUUCUUUAUUUUUACAUAAAGGUCAGAGUCUGUCAUUUCAAUAUUCUGUUUAUUAUUAAAAGUGAGUUUUUGGCGAAUUACACAGGAAGUGAUGGAAACGUUGGGACAGAAAUGUGAUUUGUGUCCCAACGUUGAAACAUACAAACAUACGCUGCGAUGAGUGAUGGUCGAGAUCACUUUGUGCUAAAAGCCCUCAAACAAUAAAUAGUAUGUAUCCAAGUCAUAACACAUCAAAUAUCAUAAGAUACAAAAAUAAAUAAAAACAAUGUAUAAACAAAGUUUAGUUAUUUCUCAAAAGUAUUCGGAACAAACACAAUCAGCCACCUGCAGCAUUAAUACAUGAGGCUUUAUGCGACAGGUCAUAAGAAACUUUCUUUAACACCGUGUAUGCUAACGUGUUAGCAUAAAGCUAAAGGGUACCGUGCAUUUUCUCAUCUUCUUUAAGCGCAACAAUAACUGCUUAUGUUAAUGAUUUUUUAAAGUCUACUUGUUUUUUCUAUUUUUAAAAUGUGAUAUUUUCCUAUGAUUUCUUUUUUUUUUAAUAAUCAAAAUGAUAUAUAUAUUUGUAAUUGCUCAUUUCCAAGGGAUUGCUAUGCUUAUUGUAUGUUUUUGAGUAAAUAAACUUUUAUGCACUUUUCUUAACCUCCCUUCAAGAAAGAGGAAAUUUAAAUAUGAAAUUGGAAUAUAUUCAAAGUGUGUGCCUUGAUGCGUCGCUAACGUGAAAUAAACU
Cottoperca gobio is the source of this 1868-nucleotide messenger RNA. RefSeq names its product four and a half LIM domains protein 1-like. Gene Ontology annotation, biological process: muscle organ development. The record is from RefSeq and is a predicted model, not a curated record. Gene Ontology annotation, molecular function: transmembrane transporter binding. The transcript is spliced from 6 exons. Lineage: Eukaryota; Metazoa; Chordata; Actinopteri; Perciformes; Bovichtidae. Bases 245 to 1084 code for a protein of 279 amino acids.